Molecule: messenger RNA, 944 nt
Organism: Trichogramma pretiosum
Lineage: Eukaryota; Metazoa; Arthropoda; Insecta; Hymenoptera; Trichogrammatidae
Gene: eIF1A
Product: eukaryotic translation initiation factor 1A, X-chromosomal
Exons: 4
Coding region: 108-551 (147 amino acids)
Biological process (GO): translational initiation
Cellular component (GO): cytoplasm
Molecular function (GO): RNA binding; translation initiation factor activity
Source: RefSeq, a predicted model, not a curated record
CAGCAGCAAACACGUUCGUUCCAACUUCCAACUGAGUUUCUCGCUACGUGAAAGUGAUACACGACAAGUACCCUUUUAUCUAAGUAACUUCAGCCUUCAAAAACACCAUGCCUAAAAAUAAGGGAAAGGGAGGUAAAAACAGGAGGAGAGGAAAGAACGAAAAUGAAACCGAGAAAAGAGAAUUGGUUUUCAAAGAGGAUGGACAAGAAUAUGCUCAGGUCACAAAAAUGCUUGGCAAUGGUCGCCUUGAAGCCAUGUGUUUUGAUGGAGUAAAACGAUUAUGUCACAUCAGAGGAAAGCUCAGGAAGAAAGUUUGGAUUAAUCAGGGUGAUAUUAUAUUGAUUGGUCUCAGAGAUUAUCAAGAUGCCAAAGCUGAUGUUAUUCUCAAAUACACUGCUGAUGAGGCAAGAAAUCUGAAAACAUAUGGUGAAUUCCCAGAAACAGUCAGAAUCAAUGACACUGUUACCUUUGUUGAAGAUGGUCUUGAUGAAGAUAUUGAAUUUGGUGAUGAAAUCAGUGAUGAUGAUGAAGAUGACGUUGAUAAUAUCUAAUGAUUGUUUCAUUAUAAAUGAAGCAUAGCGCAAAUACUACAUCUGAUAAAAAAGUUGAACUAUGUUUUACUCGAACCAUUAGUAACCAAUUUACCAACUCCAUGGUUUACUCUUGGAGUAAUAUGAAAAUGAAUUUGAAUAAAUGUACUGGACAAAAACUGUUUGAUUUUAGUUUGUAAAACAGAUAAAAAAAUUAUUAAAAUAAAAAGGAAUGGCGUGGAAAUUCAAGAAUUUUAAUCACAACACUUGUUCUACCAAUAGAUGUUGAAAUUAUAAUGACUAUACUUUCAUUAAGCAAUACUAGAUAACAAAGUAACUAGACGUACAUGAUUUUUAUUUUAUAUAAUUCUUAUACAUUUUUUCUCUAUUAAAUAACUUGUCGUUUUAUUAAAA